Molecule: messenger RNA, 8286 nt
Organism: Chelonia mydas (Green sea turtle)
Lineage: Eukaryota; Metazoa; Chordata; Testudines; Cheloniidae
Gene: TRIM56
Product: tripartite motif containing 56
Exons: 2
Coding region: 220-2277 (685 amino acids)
Biological process (GO): positive regulation of DNA-templated transcription
Cellular component (GO): chromatin; nucleoplasm
Molecular function (GO): zinc ion binding; ubiquitin-protein transferase activity
Source: RefSeq, a predicted model, not a curated record
UAAGUUGUCCCAGAUAUCUAUGAUACACCAAGACAGGAUUCACUCCUGAUUUUGAAGAAUAAUCUGUUUGGGUCUUCACUUACCUAGAGAAAAGUGUCUUCAUCAGAGGGGGACCCAGUUUUAGUUUACGUCCACUGGCAAAAAGCAUUAAGUGCCAGAAACCACUAUUUUACUGUGAAGUUCUGGGAGGAAAGCUUUAGGCCUUGUUUGGAUGGGACAAUGGCUCUAACCUUCAUGUCCUUACAAGAAUUAAUCAGGGAGGAUUUCCUGACCUGUAAAAUCUGCUAUGAUCUCUACACAGUGCCAAAGAUCCUUCCAUGUCUGCACAGUUACUGCCAGCAUUGCCUGGAACCACUAGUGAGGGAUGGAGCCCUCCAGUGUCCUGAGUGCCGGCUGCAAACAGAUGUCCCAGGAGGUGCCUCAAAUCUGAAAACCAACUUCUUCAUCAACAGCCUCCUGGAGUUAUUCCAGAUUAAACACAACAGGGAUUUGGCCUGCACAGUCUGCUCAGAUGCCCAGAAGAUCUUGACUGCCACUGCCCGUUGCCUAGACUGCAAGGAUUUCUUGUGCCAGUCCUGCACUCAGGGCCAUUGCUGCUCCCGUCUUACUCUUCAUCAUAAGGUGGUGAAGCUUGAGGAGUUUCUAGCUGGGGAAUAUGAUGCUGAGAUGAGGCUGCUGCAGGAGCUGUGCUGCCAGGACCACCAGCAGGAAGCUCUGCGAUUCUUCUGUGACACCUGCAGUGCUCCCAUCUGCAGGGACUGCCGUAUGCUAGACCAUUUCCAGCACAAGGUGGUCUCUAUGGCAAAUGCUGUGCAGAGGGAAAGGCCUUCUGUUGAGCAGCUAAUUGACAGCCUGGCAGGAACGAUAACAUGCAUCUCUGAGCAGGAAAAAGCUGUGGAGGAGACAAUAGAUAAGUUGAAAACAUCAGGAGAGAACAUAAAGGAGAGGAUCACCAAAUACGUGGAUGACAUUAUCUCCUACCUCCUGGCCCAGAAGGAAGCCGUUCUGGGUGAGCUGUCUGCUUUUCUAACUCAGCAAAUGGAAGGUUGUCGCUUGGUGAAAGAGGAGCUCCAGAGCCAAAAAGAUAAAGCAAUCAGCACCAGAGAGUUCUCUCAAAGGGUCCUCUAUGUGGGAAAGGACUAUGAGAUCUUACACUUGGAGGGCAUGAUAAGGAAUCGGAUUCAGGAGCUCCAGACAUAUAUCCCACGGAAACUAGAGAGCCAAAUCCCUGAAUUGGCCAUAGCCUGGGAUCAGCCGGAAAUGCUGUCAGAGGCAGCACUCUUCAGUCUAGUGUUUCCCAGGGAACAACCUGAAGGAGACAUGGAAACUGUUUUUGAGCCAGAUAGCGAGGCAUCUGCUUCCCCCAGUGAGGAGUCUGAGGAUGACCCAGACUUGCCCUUGGACUCAGAAGACCAAGAAGACUCCUGUCCAAGCUCUGAAGAGAGUGCCCCUGACACUCCCGACAAGAACCCCUCUUGUUGCAGUAGGCGCAGUAAAAGGCCUAAGCGCGUGUGCACUUUUGAGGUAGACCAGUGCUGGUCCCAAGCAAAGCCCAAUAUCACAGGGAUUGCUGUUCUGCCUCAUGCUGGUGGCAUUCUCCUGUUAGAUCAGGAGAAUGAUGAGAUAAAGCAGUACAGCGCUAGUGGGCACUUUCAGCAAUCAAUACCUCUGCCAGACUCAGAUGGCGUCUUCUGUGGCAUUUCGCUCUGUGGAGACGUCCUAGCUUGCUCUUCAGAUUCCUUCCUCUUCUUCCUGACCCUUGAGGGCAAGUUUCUGCGCAAGUUGCUGCUAAGGGGAUCCGAGUCUUCCUAUGCCAUCACCUCCUAUGAGGACUCCUAUAUUGCAGUGAGUGAAGGCACACUCUGCUCCAUCUCCCUUUACAGCCCUUCAGGACACUGCGUGGGCAGGGUGGCACCCACAGAUUACCAUGGGGGGAAGUUCCUUUUCAUUGCUGUCAAUGACUGGGAGGAAUUCAUUGUUUCAGACUUCAUCAAGAAGCAGAUUGUCAUCAUUGAGAAGUCUGGGCUGAUCCUCAAUGUGCUGAAGACCUCACACUCGCUGCUGACAAAGCCGUUCAGUGUAUGCGUGGACGUGUCUAGUAACAUUUUUGUGGUCGAUCAGUUGAAGGUGAUUAAAUUUUCACCAGACGGUGAGACAGGGGAGGUAGUGUUGAGCAACCAAAGUCGGCUGAAGAGACCCCGUGUCCUUGCUGUGGACGACGGCGGGCGCCUUGUUCUGGUGCAAGAGGAUGGUUACGUCCACAUUUAUUGUUUCUAGUUCACACCCUUGGAGAAUGUGGGCUGAGUGCCCCAAAGUAGCUGGUUCUGUAACCUCAGGUCCCAAACCUUUAUGUUAAUAGUGCGCCAGAGUAAUCCCACUAGUACUAUCACCUCCAGAUGCGUUACAGAGCUUUAGCCCUGACUCUGGGUGUCAGUGGAGCAGAUAUGUCUGGGCAGGAAUCUUUGUGCUCCAAGUGUUUUGAAAAUACUCGGAGCCCAGGGGAGCUGGAGGUAGAAAUAUUAUUUCACUAACUGAGAUGAGAUCCAUAUUGCUAAAACUUUCUACGCUCUCCCAGCUCACCUGACAGCUUCUGCAGGGGAUACUGCAAUGUUAUAGUCCGUGCUAUCAGUGCCUGAGGUGAACAGCUGGAGAGCUGGGAAUAAUGGCCAGCUCUAAGGAAAUGGCAGAAAGGAAAUGCCUUUGCUUAAUGUGCAUUUGGUAGUUGGCAUUGAUAGAUGACAGGUGCCUUUUGAACUGUUUCAUGUUAAAGUAACAUCUCUUCCCCUGCCCACCUUACCUCUCCAUUAGAGCUGUGAACUGAUAGAACUCUGACUUUCACUUUAGCUGUUCUGGAGUGUGUCCCAGAUUAAGGGAGUGUUCAGAAAAAUGACCUCCUUCUAUUUCUCAGCAUCCCCUUUGCCAUCUUAGCCCAGCCAGCCACUGAAUUUCUCUCCCUCCUAUCCCCCCGAGUCAUAGUCCUCCUUGAGCAGGAUGACCAAACAUCACAAAGGAACCUGACACCUGCCAGAAGCUGUGGGAACCUGGUCUGAGCAUUGGAAGCAUCCAGUCCCACAAGUGUGAAAAGGUAAAAACGGCUAGAACUGUAUCUAAAGAUCCCAAGCAGAAAGCACCCAGCAUUGCUGCAGCCAAGGACUGGUUAGUGCAUCCAUUGGGAAAGAGGUGGCAGUCGGCUCAGUUCAAUGGGUGAUGCAGCCUCUUACAUUCCUUUUCUGUUUAGCCUGUUGAAUCCAGGAAGAGCAGUCAGUGCUUGAGCAGGUCUCAGCUUUUGUUUAUAUUUAGGGAUACAGACUAAAGCUUCCUAUUGCAUUCCAGCUCAUCCUACUGUUAGUGUAAAACAAUCAUUUCUGUUUGAGCAUUAACACUUUUAUGUAUUUGGAUAAUUAAUAGAGCCUCAUGCUUUCCCUUAUGAACUGUUUUCCAAUUUUUCUUCUUGUUUCGCUUUAAUAAAGCCUGGUGAAAUUAUGAGUGUGGCAGGCCUCACUAAAGGGCAUGACUCUGGCACUGAGUCGUCACAGUGACCUGAACAUAAGGGAUGUUUGCUGGAGCCUUUCCCUGUGUGCAGGACAGGAUGUGAGAGUACAUUCACUAGUUUCUUUCACUGUGUUGGCAAGAAAUGUUCAGGCUCUUACAGAGCAGCUCUGUGGGAGCUAUUCAGGCAUUUGUCUUUGGGCUUUGUUUAAACACUUGCUGGCAAAUGUGCUCUCUUACACGGAUUCUCAGGGACCUAGCCAUGUGCACUGUCAUGUAGACAUGCAUUUUCUCAUGCACACACACACAUUAGUAUUCAUGUGUGUACAUACAAAAUGACACACAAUUACUAAAGAUAGUUAAGACCAAGGCAGACUGCAAAGAACUACAAAAGGAUCUCUCAAAACUGGAUGACUGGACAACAAAAUGGCAGAUGAAAUUUAAUGUUGAUAAAUGCAAAGGAAUGCACAUUGGAAAGCAUAAUCCCAACUAUACAUAUAAAAUGAUGGGGUCUAAAUUAGCUGUUACCACUCAAGAAAGAGCUCUUGGAGUCAUUGUGGAUAGGUCUCUGAAAACAUCCACUCAAUGUGCAGCGGCAGUCAAAAAAGCAAACAAAAUGCUGGGAAUAAUUAAGACAGGCAUAGAUAAUAGGACAGAAAAUAUCAUGUUGCCUCUAUAUAAAUCCAUGGUACGCCCACAUCUUGAAUAUUGUGUGCAGAUGUGGUCGCCCCAUCCCAAAAAAGAUAUAUUGGAAUUGGAAAAAGCUCAGAAUGGAAAAAAUCAGCAAAUGGCAGGGAAGGGACAACAGGAAACUCGAGAAGCCUCAUAUGCAUUCUUGCCCAAGGAACUAUCCUUGUGCAGGACCUGAUCAUUCUUUGUGGGCAUUCUAAUGAGUGUUCUGAUGUCCUCAGGCACCUCCUCAUGAGAGUAAUUGCUGAUCUGAUCUUGCCCUGUGUUUUGGCUGAAAGACACACACAGCCCACAAAAUCUUUCUGUCGACAUUCCAAGAUGGACGAGGUGCUGAGAUGGUUAAAGAUCACUCUUCCAGCGAUUGACAAUAAAUCCAUGUUGUUUCAAUGUCCGGUCAUUGGCUAAGUUGCCCGAGUGGACCCCUCCUUGGACAGGGCUCUGCCUAGAAUGUCAUCCAGGAAAGACUAUUCCUGUGUCCCCUUUUGCCUGAGAAAAGCCACCAGAACAAUGAGGACUUUUAUGAACACUCGUGAAGAUGACAGUCUGAAAGGCAGUGCUUUGUAUGGAAAAUCGUUGGUCCCAUGAGCGAAUCACAGAAAUCUCUUGUGCUUCCAGUGGAUUGGCACAUGAAGAUAAGUCUUCAAAUCAAUUGAUAUAAAGUAAUUCCCUUGGCAGAUGGCCACUGCUAUGGAAUUCAAAGUCUCCAUCUUAAGUCUGGUCUUUCUUAUGAACUUGUUCAGGUGUUUUAAGACCAACACCACUCUGUCCUCCUCAGAUCUUUUGGGUAUCAGAAACAAGAUUAAGUAGUGGCCAGAGAACAUCUCUGCCUCAGGAACUCUCUCUAUUACAUGGAAUUGCAGAAGCUGAUCUGUGGCCUUUAGCAUAUUUUGCCUCUUGCUGAUGCUGGAGAAGGGAGAAAACGAUGAUUUGGAAUCUUUGAAAAUUCAGUGAUGUACCCAUGUUGAACCACAUUCAGGACCCAUCUGUCCAAUGUGAAGAGAGGCCAUUGGUCCUUGAAUUUUAAUAGUUUCCCCCCAUAGGUGUUGCUCAUCUGAACUCUCUUGAUUGUAUUCAGGCAUUGCUUCCAGUGUUGAAAUUUGCAUGGCAGGAAGAAUGGUCUCUCCCCUUUCCAGGCUUGGACUUGUUCCAUUUGCCUUUGCUAUAGUUUCUUUCGUUCCUAUAGGAGUAGCCACAAAAAGGAUAUGCAGACCUGUAAUAAGGACGAUUGUCCAUUUUUCUGGAGUUGGAGUUGGGAGAGUUCUUUUUUGAUUUAUCUGAGAUUUCCACCAGCACUCUGUCUAAUGGCUUCCCAAAUAACCAACUUCCUAAAUAUUUCAAAGCUGUUAAUAUGACUUUGGCUUGUAUAUAGUGCUUCCAAGCUCAUAACCAGAGGUGCUGUCUGGUCACCACAUUGGAGGCCAUGGCAUGCGCUGAAAACAUCAAAGUAUCCCUGGUUGCAUCGACAGUGAAGGUUGAAGCCAUUGAGUUUUUCUUUAAGUCCAAACCUAAUCAUGAUUUCUUAGCCUUUUGUGGCCAUCUAGCUGCCAAAUUUGUCAGUCCAGGCUAGCACUGCUCUUGCAAAACAUGUUGUCCCAGCAGAAACCCUCAGAGAGGAAGAUGAAGCCUCAGACAUAUUAUUACACAGGGAUAUUUCUAUUCUGCAGUCGGGUUCUUUUGGGAAAAAGCCCCUUUCUGUUGGAUGGUAGUGUCUUUGACUAGUGCUGAAUCUGCUUUGUCCAUUUUGGGAUGAGAGACCAAAUCUCCUUUGCUGUGGUGCACAUUGUAGAAUUUUUUGGCAUGCCUGGACAAUCCAUUAGAUUUUGCUGGUGUUUCCCAUUCAGCCUUAAUCACUUUUCCAAAAAGUCAUGAAAGGGAAUGUGUAGUUCAGAUUUUGAACCAGCUGGAAAAUAUUUUUUUGUAAUUUCUAUGUCUAUUUUUCUUCCUCCUCCCCAGAAUCUUUUCUAAUGGGCUCAUCUGACAGGAUACCCAGGUAUCUAAUCACCAUUCGUAAUGUGUUCUCAAGUGAUUGGAAAAAGAUCCUCUUGCUUUGUUUCAUCCUGCAAUUCAGGCUCUGUGUGAGAGAGAGAGAGAGUUCACCUUCCUCCUGUGAAGAAGAUCCUGACUUUCCUCUUGACUUCUUCGUUUCUCUCUCAGGCUUGGAUUGAACAGAUUUUCCAGCCUUCUUUUUCUUUUUUUGAUGUCUGUCAAGAUUAUGAUUAAAAUAAAUGACAAUGAAGAACAGCCACAAACAAUUUUUUUAUUAAGCUUUUUCUUUCCAUGUAUGAGAACCUUGUGUCCAGAACCGUCAGCUCUCAUGAUGAAUGAAGAACUACUAUCCCCAGAAGAAUCGGCCAGUUUUCUCUUGUGUCUGAGGUAGUUUCUUGAACCCUUUCCCCCUUUUUACAAUUUUACUCCUUAGGUUCUCAAUCGCCACCUCCACCGAGUCAGAUGAGGAUUCCUGCAAACCUCUUCUGCUGUCAGGCAUCUGUUAUAUUUGCUCUUUUGAGAGUGGAUACUAUAAGGGGACUCUGCUGCUGUUGCCUGGGGCUUACAGGUUGGUGACCGCUGAGGUAAAGGCACUUUUUGCACCAAAUUCAAGAACUCCCUAGUCCAAGAGGGAAUUUCUUCCUGGGGGGGAGAUUCUGUUCUCUCUUCCAUGUAGAAUUCCUGACAUCCCCUGGAGCUAAGGGAUGGCGACCAGAUUGCCUGAUGAAGAAAGGGAGGAGGGGAUGAUGAGACGUGCUGCAGGAGGGAGUGCACCCAAAACAGUCUUACUGGCCACUCCUUGCCCUGUUGGUGGCAGAUUCAGAUGGUCCUGCUUAUGGUUUCCCUACCUGGGCCGCUGCCUUUUUAUGCAGUAGUUCCAGGCAGGAGACAAACGGCCUCUUUGAGGUUUGUCUUUGUUUUGUAUUAAUUCUCUCUCUCUCUCUCUCUCUCAGUAGUAGCUGGAUUCAACCACCCUGCCAGUAGCUACAGGAGGGGGAGAGCUAGUCCCUCCUCAGUUAUCCAGGCAGAGUAACAGAUUGAGAACGGUUUCAGAGUAACAGCCGUGUUAGUCUGUAUUCGCAAAAAGAAAAGGAGUACUUGUGGCACCUUAGAGACUAACCAAUUUAUUUGAGCAUAAGCUUUCGUGAGCUACAGCUCUUGUAGCUCAUGAAAGCUUAUGCUCAAAUAAAUUGGUUAGUCUCUAAGGUGCCACAAGUACUCCUUUUCAGAUUGAGAACGGGAGCUGCAGCUGAGUGCCGGGAGGAGCUAGCAGGGGAGACCUACAGUUCUGGAACUUUUGAACAAGAAAUGCUCCAUGCACAGAUGAGAUUUACCUUCUAUCACCCUUCUCCCCCAAGGAACAGGUCUCUGUUUCUUAGAAUUGAGUGGAAAAAUGGCCUUUGCAUCUCAGUAUGUGAGAUCGUAGCCUGUUUUGCCAGAGUGAAGCCAACAUAAAACACCACAUCUAGAAAACCAGGGACUAUUAUUAAUGGCUGAGCUCCCUCUCCUCCGGAGAGGUGGUGUUGCUGGAGAUAGCAUAACUAGGGAGAGCAGCAGGUGCACUGCUUCCCAUGCCCCGGAAAGACAGAACUGGUCUAAAAGUCAAACCUCACCAUUUAUGUGGGGUCCAAAUUAUAGGUCUUGGGGUUACAAUAAUCAAAUCACUUUCACACAAAAGAUGAGGUGGCAGGGCAUCACUGAGCUCUUCGAGGGAGCAGCGUUCAGACCCAUGGGUGACUACAUCCCUCCCCUCUUGCAUGCCAGAGCAGCCAGGCUAGCAUGUAGGGUUAGCCUGUCUUUUCCAUUCAGGGGUCCAAGUCUGGACAAAUUAAACAUAUAAACUGUCAGGCAUUGAAACUUGUUGAAUAGUAACUCUCUGACGCCCUGCCUGCUUCCCUAGGGCCUACGUUUAGAUUUUUUUUUUAUAGUAUGGUUUGUGCCUGCUUUUAAUGUAAUAAGGAGACUGAAUUCCAGAUUUGCUUUUUCAUGUUUUUAUAUUUUUAAAAUGAAUUCCUAGGUCUUUAUUUCUGAAUUUAUAUUUUUCUUUUAAGGGGCAUUUGGGCUAUAUCUGCUAAUUAAAAAAUGACAGAUGUUUAAAAUUAAAGAUUGUUUUGAAGAUAA